UGUAGAGAAUAGUACAAAUAAAUCUUUCUAUGGGUAGGUGUGUCCGAACUUUUGACUGGUACCGUACAGGUGAAUGCGGAGCUUGGGGUCCAAUCGCAGGGUCAGUGCCUUCAUCUGCUGCCCUGGGAGCAUUUCUGGUUUUAGUUCUCUGGACAUCAAAAGCUCAUGACUAACAGUCACAGCUUUGAUAAAGUUGUCUACUCUGCUUCUGGCUGAACAGUCAGCUGCCCCCCCCCCCCAAUUUGGGAUCUAACUGUCAACACCUAGUGCACAGGUGGUCUGGAGAGGUCGGCUAGACUGAAGUGCAGAGAAGAAUACUAGAACAAGAUCAAAAAUCAAGCCAUUGAGUGAUCGGUGAAAGAAAGAGAAAAAGAGAGCUCACAGACCUCAGUCAGGGAUCAGGGAUGGUAAGCAGAAGAACAGACAUUGUAGUAGCUAGUAGCAAUUGAUCAGAGGGGGACAGGCAAAGAGUGAAAGAGUAAGGAUGACAGUGGUGACACCCAUGCUUUGGUCUGUGCUUACAUCAAAAAACUCCAUGCUGUUUAAAGAUGAAACCAAUGAGGCAGAAUUAAUAGAUAUUCCCUGUCUUAAUAAGGAACUUUGUUUCCUCCCUGUGGCAGCGUUGAUGAUAAGUGUAUCACGUCGCCCUCUUGUGUCCAGGUGGACCUAUAACAAUUUGCAUGAAUUAGUAGCAGUCAGUAGUUACUCCUAUAUAACUGAAUGUGUUUAUUAUUCCUAAAGGUACUAAAGAUUUAAACACAUUCUUUGCUGUGUCAUUGAAAGAAUUAUUUUAAUUGCUACUUAUUCAGAACAAAAAGUGACAUGAACGCAAUAGCGCGGUGAGAGGUCAGGUGCAUUACGGUCGGAGCGCGCUCAGUGUGUCAUGGUAGUGCUUAGUAGUGCUGACCAAUAGCUGAGUCACCUCUCCUGUAUUAUCUAAUACAAUAUAUUGCUUUCAUGGCAGUUUGCUGGGUGGUCAUGGAACAGCAGCAUCCGGGGUGCCGUGCAUUAUCCAGCUCAGUAAAGAAGGUGGAGAUUAAAAUGGGGGAGGGGAUGGCUGUGUAGGGAUAAGAGGACAGGAAUAGAUGGAUUAAUCGCGGCUUGGAAAGUCAUAGAUGGUGCUACUUCGGGGCAAAAGAAAGCGACACUCUACGACAGCCAUGAGGACGAGUCGCAGGUCGAGCAAGGCGGAGGUGCCCUCCUUCCUGCGGCAGAUCAUCAAGGAGACAGAGCGGAUGGUCGCAUUUUUCUUUAAGGGGACCCAGGGGCAAGAUGGGGGUGAGGAAGAGGAGGGGGAAGAUGAGGAAGAGUCCAGUGCCUAUCUGGAGCGGCCCGUCCUGGAGAAGCACCUGGAGGAGGGGAGUGAUAGGUGCGGCAUCAGCUACGCGGUGGGCAGCAUGCAGGGCUGGAGGUCACGCAUGGAGGACGCGCACACCUGCAUCCCCGAGAUGGCCGCAGACAUGUCCGGCUGGGGUUACUACGCCGUGUACGACGGGCAUGCCGGCAACAUGGUAGCCGAGUACUGCUCCAGACACCUGCUGGAUCACAUACUGGCCACAGCGGAAGAUGACCCAGCGGAGGUUAAAGAAGGGAUCCGAGAGGGUUUCCUGAACAUCGACAGGCACAUGCACAGUCUGGCCCGCAGUGCAUGCUGGGACUGCAGUGGCUCCACCGCCGCCGCCGUCAUGUUCUCGCCGCGCCGCAUCUACCUCAUCAACUGCGGCGACUCGCGGGUGCUGCUGUGCCGUCACGGCCUGGUCUGCUUCUACACCGAGGACCACAAGCCGUGCAACCCGCGGGAGAAGGCGCGCAUCCAGAAUGCCGGCGGCUCCGUCACCCUGCAGCGCGUCAACGGCUCGCUGGCUGUCUCCCGGGCCCUGGGCGACUUCGACUUCAAAGAGGUGGCCUGGCGGUCACAGACGGAGCAGCUGGUCUCGCCCGAGCCCGAGGUGUUCCAGCUGGAGCGCUCACCCGCAGACGAGUUCCUAGUGGUGGCUUGCGAUGGCGUGUGGGAUGCCAUGGACAACGAGGAACUCUGUGCUUUUGUGCGCGACCGGAUGCAGGUCACUGAUGACCCGCGGGAGGUCUGCGCUCAGGUCAUAGACCUCUGCCUCUACAAGGGUAGUUUGGACAAUAUCAGCAUUAUCAUCAUCCGCCUCUCUGGCGCCCCCAAGGUGUCACCGGAGGCACUGCAACGGGAAGCUGCCCUGGAACAGCUGAUUGAGAGCAAAGUAGCAGACAUCUACCAAGAGCUAAGAUCAGAAGACCAGGGCCCUGACCUCCUGAAGGUGAUGAAGCACCUGACCUCGGAGAACAUACCCGGACUACCACCAGGUGGCGGCAUAACCAGCAAGUGA
Molecule: messenger RNA, 2357 nt
Organism: Paramormyrops kingsleyae
Lineage: Eukaryota; Metazoa; Chordata; Actinopteri; Osteoglossiformes; Mormyridae
Source: RefSeq, a predicted model, not a curated record